This is a messenger RNA of Copidosoma floridanum, 805 nucleotides long. RefSeq names its product mitochondrial Rho GTPase (gene Miro). Gene Ontology annotation, cellular component: mitochondrial outer membrane. Gene Ontology annotation, biological process: small GTPase-mediated signal transduction; mitochondrion organization. Lineage: Eukaryota; Metazoa; Arthropoda; Insecta; Hymenoptera; Encyrtidae. The record is from RefSeq and is a predicted model, not a curated record. Gene Ontology annotation, molecular function: calcium ion binding; GTPase activity; GTP binding.
AUGAGUUUGCAUUGGGAGUACAGAGCUGAGCCAAGCAACGGUUCGGAACAAGGUGUAGAAUGUGUUAAAUACUUUGCUGAAAGCAAAAUACCGGUGCUUAUCAUAGCAAAUAAAAGUGAUCUUGUAGAAGCUAAACAAGAAUAUCUAUUACAACCACUUAGUUUUUGCAGCAAAUACAAACUGAUGCCGCCACAGCAAUAUAGCAAGUCAAGGGCAGUACGCAGAGAGGUCUUUGUGAAGUUGGCGACCAUGGCAUCUUUUCCGCGCUUUCAAGCAGCAUGGGUAUUGUUUUACAAACACAGGCACAUAAACCAAUUUGGAUUAAUGCAAGGUGAUUCAAUGAUUUGGUGGAAAGCUGGACUUGGAAUUGCUCUAGUGACACUUGCUGGUUUUUUCGUUAUGAAAGUUUUCCAUGCUUCACAGAGAUAGUAUAUAAAUCUGCUUGAUUGUUCUGUAUCAGUUCAUAUUUACUGACUGUUUGUUGAAAAUGUAUAUUUAUAAACAUAUAAAGAUAUGUGUGUGUAUAUACAAUAUAUUAAAUAAUUGAAUUCACACAUGCCUCUAAUUUGUAAGAUAAUGUGAACUUCUUUAGAAGAGGAAAAUAAGAAAAUACAUUCUACAAGAAUCUAGAUAAAUUAUUUCUCGAAUACUACUUAAUAAAUCGUGAAUACUUUAAAUUUUUUUCAUGUAUGUAUGGAUAUUUAUGAUACGGAUGCAAGAAUUGUAGGUGCGAUUUGCAUAACAAAUGUUUAUUAUAGUUUCUGGAGAAUGGGCGUUUCACGCACUGUUUUUCGUAAGAAAUAUA